Colius striatus (speckled mousebird) is the source of this 1357-nucleotide messenger RNA. RefSeq names its product lysophosphatidic acid receptor 5-like. Gene Ontology annotation, cellular component: membrane. Gene Ontology annotation, biological process: G protein-coupled receptor signaling pathway; behavioral response to pain. NCBI's taxonomy places the organism in Eukaryota, Metazoa, Chordata, Aves, Coliiformes, Coliidae. Gene Ontology annotation, molecular function: G protein-coupled receptor activity. The record is from RefSeq and is a predicted model, not a curated record.
AGAGCUGCUGACCUAGAGGCAGAAGCUGGUUCUGGGAGACUCCAUUACUACCCCUGCCAGAUGACCAUAGAUGGGCAAACCAAAGCAGCAACUGCAGGAGAUGUGCACACCUACCUCCCAGCGGCAGACGAGGGGAAUGACCUGCCUGUGGCUUCUCAGAGGGGAAUGACUUCUCUCAGUGCUUUUCUUCGAGCCUCCUGAGCCCACCAGCAGGCUCAGCCAUCCCAGCAAGUCCCUCUCCUGACCCCCGCUGGGCAUGUCGGUUUCCAAUACGUCUCAGACAUGCAAGGAUUACAGCUUCAACCACCACCUCCUCCUGCCUGGCUACAUCCUGAUUUUCAUCACGGGACUGAUGCUGAAUGUUAUGGCCCUGUGGAUAUUCAUCCGCUACCUGCGCCUGAAGUCUGUAGUCAUGAUCUACAUGUUCAAUCUGGCCGUGAGCGACCUCACCUUCACACUCCCUCUGCCGCUGCGGCUCUACUACUACUCCAACCACCAGUGGCCCUUUGGUAACACCCUGUGCCAGGUCUCUGGCUCUGUCUUGCAGAUCAACAUGUAUGGUAGCUGCCUCUUCCUCAUGUGCAUCAACCUGGAUCGCUACGUUGCCAUUGUCCACCCACUUCGUUGGCGGCAUCUGCGGCGCCCCAAGGUCGCCAAGCUCCUCUGCCUGAUCGUCUGGGUUGUGAUCUUCACGGGCUCCAUCCCCAUGGCCAUAGUCCACAAGCAGAACCACUGUGAGGUGCAGAACCAGACCAUUUAUCUGUUCUUUGAAAGCUUCAGUGACAACAUGUGGCAGAAAAACCUCUUUCCCCUAGUUGUCCUGACCGAAAUCUUGAGGUUCCUCCUGCCUCUCAGCUCUGUGACAUACUGCUCAAUUCGGAUCUUUCAGGAGCUCUGCCAGGGCAGCCGCAAGAAGACUUUGCGACAGCAGAAGACUGUUCGCAACCUGGUAAUCUUCAUCAUCUGCUUUGUGCCCUACAACAUUACUCUGGCAGUUUAUGGGAUGAUAAAGGCCCGGGUGAUGAAGUUUGAGCAAGAAACACAGAAGACUGUGCGCCAGGUGUUAAUUAUGACCAUGCUGUUGGCCAGCAUGAACUGCAUGCUGGACUCUGUGAUCUACUAUUUUAGUGCUGAGGGUUUCCGUAACACCUUCAAGAAACUGAGGCGGGGGCAAGUCUGGGACUCAGAUAUAGGGAUGCUUAAGAAUCGGGUUGUGGAGCGCAAGUCAACCCAUGACCACACUGUGUCAAAAGUUAAACAGUUCCCAAAUGAAAAAAUUAUCCCUCCAAAUGAAUCUUCACCAUCCCUUUCUACUGCAGUAUUUUUGAAUGUACCUAUUGAGGACUCAGAAUUAUAA